AUGUCAAAUGCGUUUGAGUUUGUGGUUGUAUUUACUGAUUUUGAUGGAAACAAUGGUGUGAUUUUUUCUGGGUGUGAUAUACGCCAUCGUAUUAACAUCUCAUCUGGCUUAAAAGCAGGCAAUAAAGCCAAAAUUAGAAAGGAGAAUGGGUAUCAAAGUACUGUGCUCUUUGCUGAUGCCGCCAGGCUAGAGAAUUCCUCAGUAGAAACACAGUUGGAGAAUUUUGAUGAUGACACUGAGGUACUGGAUGUUCCUUUCUGUAUUGGGAACGUGAGAACUCAGACAGAAGACAACACACAGGAAGAAGUCGUGCUUGACAGUGAUGAUGAAGGAGUACAUGUUCGCCAAGUGACGAAUAUCACAAUAUCUUCUGCUGAAUUCAAGAGAAAUGCCAGAGGGGAUGCAUCAGACUUGGAGAAGAGGUGGCUCACUUCUCCUCUUGACCAAGUUAAGGACUUGGCCGCAUGUUCUGUUGCCUCUGCUGGUAGAAGGUAUGUGAUGGUUAAGGGAAGUGAUAGUUGGCCUAAUUCUCUCCGUGCUGGCAGUCAUUAUCAGAGUAAGUGUGAUAAGGACAUUGAUGCAAGUAUAAAGAAACUUGAUCAGGACCGUCGUAUUAGGGAUUGCAGUGGAAAUAAGUGCGACUUUAUGGACAAAAUCGAUAGAGAGGAUACAGUGGGAAAAAUUUCACCUGAAGAUACACAUUGUGGGAAAAGGGUAUCUUCAAGUAAUUGUGAGGCCAUAGACGGAGAAAUAGAUACUCGGCUGGUUUCCUGUGACUGUGAGCUCACAACGCUAAGCUAUGUUGAGUGUCAAGAGCCUGAAGAGUUGUCACAAGCUAAUGCACUGGACUUUGUGGACCGUUAUGUAUCAUUAAACAGAGGGAACUUCACUGAGGAGGUUGAAAAAGGAAAGGUUAAUAAAAUCAGAUCACCUCCUGUUUUAAGUGCCAAGGGACCUCAAAGUUUGGCAAGGAGGGCCAACCUUAGAAACACCCUUGGGGAGCCGGGAAUCUUUGAGUGGGUUGACAAUCAAAUUGAUGACAAGGGGAAUGUUUCUCUAAAACUAAGAAACAAACUUGUCUUGAAUUCCAAAGGGCAGGGGCCUAGAUCUGUUACCUCAUCUCACGGUGCUGUUAAGUCAAACUGCCAUAAACAGGAGAGCUUACGGGUUGAGUGCAAAGAGAAGUUGCAGGCCAAAGUAAUUGGUCUAGAUGAUUCUGAUUUCAGGUUAAUGGUGCACAAUUCUGAUGAGAUUACUCAUACAGUACAAAUAUCUGAAAAAGGAAUUGAACCAGAUUUUGCGAAGGAGUUGAACAAACAGUUUGAUGCUGAAUCAUCAGGGCAGCAGUUGGAAAUCAGUAGCAUGGGAAUGGAAAUUCCAGACAUGUUUAAUGUGGGAUUUGAUACUCAAAUGGCUGCUGAAGCUAUGGAAUCCUUAUUCUAUGCCCCCUUUCCCAAUGGUGAUGCUGAUUUUGUACAUCAAGGUCCACAGAACACGUUUGAUGAUUCUCCAACAGAUGAAUCAAAGGACAAAGCAUCAAAAUGUCAGUCCAGUCCUAAUGGGGCUUAUUCAGAGCCAGGAAUCACUUUGAGAGUAUAUAAGAGAACAAAAAGGCCUGCUAAAAGAUUAAGCAGUAACAUAGCUGGUUCAGUUGACAAAGACACUACAAGCCAGAGAGAGUCAGAGUCUGUUAUAUCAGCAAGGAAGAAAGUGAAGGGGCCACAAGGUAGAAAUCUUGCCAACACAAAGCAAAGCUUAUGUGGAGGAUCUUCCAAGGUAAUUUACCAAAGAAAGAAAGACAGAGCUCCUAAGAAGGAUGACAUCACAGACAUUAAUAGUGAUCUUAAUUUGUCAAUGUCUGUUGAAUGUAACUUGUUUGGCGAAGGAUUGUCACCAAGGAAAUCUAGGAAUUCUUCACCCACUGCUCACUGGAUGAGGCAUUGGUCAACAAAAAAAUCGUCUGAACAGAUGGAGGAUCAGAUAAAUAAUUAUACAGAAAAUAAAUGUAAUACUACAGAGAUUGCUAUUCUUAAGAAAGGAAGAAAGAGUAGUAGGAUGGAUGCUAAUGUGUCUCGAGUGUCAAGUGUCCGAGGAAAACAUCCCAAGUUGAGUUCUGGCAUAUCUGUGGAAGCUACCAACAGCAAAGUCAACGGGCAAUUUGAUAUGAAUGGGGCUACCACUACCUGUGAUUUGAAAUUAGAUACAUGGAGCUAUCCCAAAAGGAAAAGAACACGACAGAAUGUGUUUCACCAAUCAAACACAAGAAGUAACCUUUGUGUCCCAUCUGCAGUAGUUAAUGGGGGAAAUGACAAUGGGCAUUCUGUUGGAUGUCAGAAAAAUUCUGAAGGGGAGUACAAGGCCAGUUCCUUCAGCUUAGAUAUAGAUAGGAAAGCACCCUUAUUGGUGUAUACUCGCUGGUUUCGGACUUCGUCAGAAAACAAACGUGUGGGUAACUCGUUAAGGCCGAAUAUUGAAUCAAGCUCACCAGAUGCUAUUAUCCACAAUCCUGCUGUCUUGACCGAAGAGAGGAGAACUGCAGAUAUGGACAAAGCCAAGGCCUCAUGGCAAUCUGGCAAACUUGAUAAUGUGGCUUCGGCAGUCUUGGUUGAUGAUGCAAACCAGAACAUCAAGAUAGCAAACUGGAAGGCCAAGGAACCACCCAUAAAUAAGGAUGGUGUGAAUUUCAAAAGACCACACAACAAAAACGUCUCAAGAUCGCCGCUUAUGAAAGAGCUUUUUAGAUUAGGGAUUUUUAAGUCCCUACCUGAUUUUGUGUCAAAAGAUUUGAGAGAACGAAGAAAUAUGGCAAAAGUUCGUGUCUUGUUCAGCCAAAACUUGGAUGAUGAUAUUCUUAAGCAGCAGAAAAAAAUUGUGGCAAGACUAGGCAUUUCCAUUGCAUCAUGUUGUUCGGACGCUACUCAUUUCAUAGCAGACAGAUUUGUGCGGACAAAGAAUAUGUUGGAAACCAUUGCUCUUGGUAAACCAGUGGUCACACAUUUAUGGCUGGAGAGCUGCGGACAAGCUAACUGUUUCAUGGAUGAGAAAAAUUACAUUCUGAGGGAUGCCAAAAAGGAAAAGGAACUUGGCUUUAGCAUGCCUAUCUCACUGGCUCGUGCUGGCAAGCGUCCACUUCUAAAGGUAAUUGUGCAUGGCCGUCAGGGUCAAAGAGUCUUCGUUACCCCAACUGUACAACCUGAUAAAGAAUUGAUUGAAAGCUUGGUCAAGGCAGUUCAUGGUCAGGCAGUGGAGAGAAUACAGAGAGCUGCAAUCAAGAAUGAAAUCAUCCCAGCGGAUCUCUUACUCCUUUCUUGUGAACAGGAUUAUGAGAUGUGUUUGCCAUUCCUCGAGAAAGGAGCAAAAGUUUACAGUACAGAGCUUCUACUUCGUGGGAUAAUUAUCCAGAAACUAGAAUAUAAGAGACAUCAACUCUUCACAAAUUAUGUCAAGAACUGCUCUAACAAUCUUGGGAGGGAAGAUGGAGAACAAUAG
Molecule: messenger RNA, 3489 nt
Organism: Ilex paraguariensis (yerba mate)
Lineage: Eukaryota; Viridiplantae; Streptophyta; Magnoliopsida; Aquifoliales; Aquifoliaceae
Source: the annotation of a GenBank genome assembly